AUGGGUGUAUUUUUUAUCGAGUUUUUUCGUUCACUCAAGAAGCCUACGAAAUAUAUGCUUGGAAGAACUUUGCUGUUUUUCGCCUAUCUAGUGUUCGGCGCUCUUGUAUUUCAGGCGAUAGAGUCAGGUGCAGAAAAUGGCCGCAAACAGCAACUGGAGUCGGUAAAAGAACAAGUGGCAAGAAAAUAUGGCAUAAGUGACAGAGAUUUAAAGUUACUUGUAGAUGAGAUAGAAAUGGCUGUCGAUGGGGGUUAUUUGAAAGCGGAUUAUGAUCGAUGGAAUUUCGCUGGAUCGCUACUGUUUACAAGUACAGUAGUUACUACAAUAG
Messenger RNA from Paramuricea clavata, 328 nucleotides. The record is from the annotation of a GenBank genome assembly. NCBI's taxonomy places the organism in Eukaryota, Metazoa, Cnidaria, Anthozoa, Malacalcyonacea, Plexauridae.